AUGGUCAGAUAUAAUCACGCAGUGUGUGAUCAGAGGUGUGUAAGCUGUUUGACUGCAGUGUGAUGAGAUGGUGGCUCCUGAGGCGCAGGCUGUUAAUGAAAUCCAGGCCUGUCCUUGCUCCUGGUUCCUUUUUCUGAUCACAGCUGGCUGGUAUAAGAGGCUCUUAUGUCCCACGAUUAAGUGGUCAUUGAAACAAAUGUGGUUAGAAAGAAAACUCCAGAAGAGGCUUAUUUUUAAUCCAGAUCAGGUUUCAUUUUCUUUCACCAAUACUUCAAGGCAUAGAGGAGCUGGUAAAGGCAUUGCCAUGAAACCUAACUUGAAGCAAUGGAAACAACUCAUGCUGUUUGGGAUCUUUGCAUGGGGUCUGCUUUUUCUGGUGAUAUUCAUCUAUUUUACAGAUAGCAACACUGCUGAACCAGUUCCGAGUUCCUUUGCUUACAUUGAAACUAAGAGGCUUCUGCCCCUUCAAGGCAAGCAGAGAGUCAUCAUGGGAGCCAUUCACGAUCCAUCGUUCUCAGAAACCAUCAAUGGGAAUGAGGUACUUCUUAAUGAAGAUCUCUUAGGUACAUUUAAAUCUGGGACUGGAAGUAUUAAGAAAUGGACUGAUUUGGAAGAUGCCUUUAGAAAUGAAGAUGAGUUUUUUCCAUCCCAGAUAGGAAGAAAAUCAAAAAGUGCUUUCUACCAAGUGAAUGACGAUUAUUUAUUUGCUGCUGGUCAGCCCCGGUCACACAACCACCUUCAAGACAUAGCAAAAUUCAUCUCAGCAGAUGAGGAUAAUCCAAAAGUAAAUAUUUUACAGGACAACUGGAGCCAUCAGAGAAGAAUGAGGAGAAGGAGCGCAAAGCACAGGAGAAGCCAGAUACUUGAUGAAUCUGAUGACUGGGAUGGGCUAUAUUCCACAAUGUCGAAAUCCUUUCUUUACAAGCUUUGGAAAGGGGAUGUCUCUUCCAAGAUGCUAAACCCUCGACUGCAGAAGGCGAUGAAAGAUUAUUUGAGCACCAAUAAGCAUGGGGUGCGGUUCAAGGGGAAACGAAACUCCAAGUUGACAGGAGACCAGCUAUUCUGUGAGCUAAAAGAAAGGGUGAAUGUGAGAACAAUAGAUGGCAAGGAGGCUCCCUUCUCCACUCUUGGAUGGGAAAAGCACGUUCCCCAAAUUCCACUGGGCAAAUUGUAUACACAUGGCUUUGGGAGCUGUGCAGUGGUUAUGUCUGCUGGUGCCAUACUGAACUCCUCUCUGGGGGAUGAAAUAGAUUCUCAUGAUGCUGUUCUAAGAUUUAAUUCUGCUCCAACACGUGGCUAUGAAAAAGACGUUGGAAAUAAAACCACCAUGCGGAUCAUUAACUCUCAGAUUCUCACCAAUCCAAACCAUCACUUUGUCGACAGCUCCUUGUACAAAGACGUUAUCUUAGUAGCCUGGGAUCCUGCCCCCUACUCUGCAAAUCUGAAUGUGUGGUAUAAGAAGCCAGACUACAAUCUGUUCACUCCCUACGUACAGCAUCGCAGGAAGAAUCCAAAUCAGCCAUUUUACAUACUCCAUCCAAAGUUUAUAUGGCAGCUCUGGGACAUAAUUCAGGAGAACACUAAAGAGAAGAUACAGCCCAACCCUCCUUCUUCAGGUUUUAUUGGUAUCCUCAUCAUGAUGUCCAUGUGUAACGAAGUGCAUGUGUACGAAUACAUCCCUUCAGUCCGACAGACCGACCUUUGUCACUACCAUGAACUCUACUAUGAUGCAGCUUGUACCUUAGGGGCCUACCACCCACUGCUCUACGAGAAACUGUUGGUGCAGAGGAUGAACAAAGGUUUGCAGGAUGAUCUGUAUCGGAAGGGGAAAGUCAUUUUGCCAGGGUUCAAAGCUGUCAAGUGCCCUAAACGAAAUAAUUUCCCACACUUAUAGAAGAGAGUCCUUCAGAAACAAUGUGCAAUAAGGUACUACUGUCGUACUAUAAACAAGAGAAGAAUACUUGAAAAAUGUAUCUUAGACCAAUCUAGUCUUGAGUCUAUAAAUUGUAAUUAAGUAGCAGGCAUGAGAAAUACUUCUUUUCUGAGCCUGAGUAUUUAUUACUGCUUUGCAAAUAGUUAAAAAAAAAAAAAGGCUUAGCUCAUGAAAGGUGCAAAGGACAUACUUAGGCAGAAAUAUAAUGUAUCGUUGUGGGUGUGAAUGUCAGAAUUUGUCAGUGGUCUCUUGUGCCACAUAUGCUAGACUGUAACUUUUUUUUAAUGAACUUAUUUAACUGUCGAAUCUGGCAUUGUGAAACAGCCUCUAUUGUUCAUGUACAGAGAGCCAGUUGAACAAUGCAGUGUUUCUCAUGGCUCCAUGGGGUUUUCACACUCUCCAAGAAUGAAGUAAUCGCUACUCUGAGCUGUGCAGUCAUUGACUAGAGUAGACUUCUAAUUCCUGUUCAUACGCAGAUUCAGUUACAAGCCUACAGCUGUACAGGGGGCCUUAUGGUGGCUAUGAAGUCAGUGCAGAUGGAGAUGGCUGUACACACAGCUAAAUCAGUUAAUUGACUGGAUGUACUUCUGAUGCCAGACAACCAUGCUCACACUGACCACAUAGGGCAGAAGGAAGCCAGAAACGUUUCUUUAGAGAGCAACAGGCAUAUUUGUAACCCAUUCAGGAAAAAACCUCUCCCUGGGAGGCCUAUCAAGAGGGUGUGAGAUGGAAAUUUUAUUGUUCCCCUGGUCUGCACAGAUAAAGAGGAAGAAGAGAAAGACCAGGGAGGCUGUGCAGCAUUCACCCAUCACGCUGAAAGCAAGCACAGAGGGAGCUCACCUUUCUGCAGUGAAGAUAGCAUUCAGGAUUACAGACAUCCUUUGUUAGGUAUUUCAUGGAGAUCUGACUCAAACUCACUUGUUCACAAGUUACUGCUGUUAAGAAAGUAUAAGGAGUGGAUAUCUGCAUUUUUUAUUUAAUGUUUGAAAGACUACACCCCAGAGAAGCUGCAGUGCUUGCAAAAAACCUGACUACGGAUUGCAUACGGAGAUAAUUCGGUAUUUUCCUUCAUAACACACAAUGAGAAUAUUCUCUAAGGCACUCCUAAAAAUCCGCCUGGUUGCUAAUAUAUUUAAAACACUAGUUUCUAUGGCAAGACUUCAGUUUCAGAUUUUCCAAGCAGCAGGGGGUUAAUAUUCUUCUUUUUUUUUUUUUUUUCCUCACACAACUGCAAACUUUCUUUUAGGAUAAAUUCAGCAGGAACGUAUGUACACAAAAGCACAGCUAUAUCCUACUCAUGUCCCUGCAGUAAAAAGGCAGACAUCUCAAAGAGGCACUGAAAAGAAUAGCUGAGUGCUUGUGGUGGAAAGUAUUUUUUGUGUUUUAUUUUAAGCAACAGAAAGGCAAAAGAGUACAAAGAACAUUAAUGACUAUUUCCUCUUCAAUAGUAAUGUAAGUGUAAUCACAAAAUCCUUUUUCUCUCACUCUGCUCUUUGGGUCUGAUGGUUUUCCUUCAUCAGAAGUGAAGAAUAUGUGUCUUACAUAGGAUUUACCCUUCUUUUUCUAUGUAGUUCCUUAAUUUGGGCUUUAUGAUCCUCUUUAAGAUUCCUCAACACAAAGUAUGUCCAGAUGAUCUAAGAACUGUAAUUCUGUGUUAUAUGGAUAGUUAUGUCCAUAAAACAUUUUGGUACAUGUCAAAAUGAAGAGGUUUUACUCAUAUUAGCCUUAGACUCUGGAUAUAUUACAUACCAAUUUCUAAUGUUAUGUAUGGCAGCAACUUUUAUUAUUGAAGUUGAUAACACUAUUAUUUAACUGUGUGGAGAACAGAUAACCUACAUAGAAUAAUCUAUUUUUCCAUGUUUGGUACCCUGUUUGCAAAACAUAGGAAGUCUGUAUAGCGCAAUCAAACGUGUCUCUCUCUCCUGUAAACUGGAUUAGCUACCACAUGUUUGUAAAGGAAGGGAGUUGAUUAGCUUUCUAGGACUACUGAAUAUGCUACUUUUCCAUAAGCAGGAAAUUCUCAAGUUCUGAAAAAAAAAAAAAAAAGGCAUAUCACUUUGGCUGGUCUGCAACCACUAACUUUUAACUUUGAUUUUCACAAGGAAGAAAAAUACUGUGUUACUCAACUACCCAGACUAGGAUUAUGUUGUAUUAUUCUCUCGUAAUUUGUAAGAGCAAUCAACAUAGCUGUUGUACAGAACAAGGCAAAUUAUAAAGUUUCAUGUAACAAGCACUAAGCAUACCUACUUAAUACAUCAUUUAAAUAACAAUGCAGAACCAGGUCUGAGGCGUUACAAAAUGAACUGUAUAUUUUUAACUUACUGGACUGUCCGCAUUCAAGCCCUCCCAGCAGAUACCUUUUUCUUUGCGUGAUUUAUACAGCAGUCAGUGCUCUUUCCACAAGUGCAAACGUGGGUGCUGUAGCACCAUCGCCUCAGAAGAUGAUGCAGAGCUGUACUGCAAAUGCUCGCUCGCUCACAGAGGAGUAAGACUAACUUGUGAUGCCUAAGCAUCCCAAGCAUGCCCAAAAAAAGCAUCCCUGGGGUAGCUUCCCAGCACUUGUUUCCACUGUGAUGUUUCACUGGUCUGCCUACUCAAACACCUUGUAGCUCCUUGAAGAGUUUUACUCCCCUAUCUUGUCUUGUCCUCCUUUGGUUUCUGGCACAAGUGCAAAUGUACCUGAUGUGCUAACUGAGGGGUCACCUCCAUUUGCUGCAAGAGGGGAAGAGGCAGAAAUAAAGGGGGGACAUAAAGGACCUGCAGAGGUGUUCCCCUCAACACUGCUUAUGCUCUGUGGCUUUUAUAAGAGCCCACCAAGUAUUUUUGCAUUUAUGGGCACUUCCCCAUCCCUCCUGAGGGCAGAGAGAUAUUUACAAAGAAUCACAUUCAGUAAAUUUAAAACAUGGAGUGUGUAGUAACACUGAACUAUGUAUCUUUUAAUAAUAAUGUGUGCAAGUGAUAGGUUUAGAUGCAUAUAUUAAAUGCAGACAGUGUGAAAAGAAAUGCCUUUUUCCACCCAGAUCAUAGUUUAGCGGGGGAGGAAGGGGGGAAAGAUACAGGCAUGGCUUUGUAUCUCUCCUGUGUGGCUGUCACACGCUAACAGCGUGGGACAGCACUGUAGACAAGAGGUUUGCACAAACUGUGCUAUUGAGGUGCAUCAUCAGCCAAGCAAAUGCCUCUGCUAGUGGACCCCUGAGCUCCCUUGACACAUGGUGAAAUAAUGCAGGUUUAAAAUUUACGGAGUAUUACUGACAAGUAGGAAUAAGUUGC
Messenger RNA from Strigops habroptila (Kakapo), 5203 nucleotides. RefSeq names its product ST6 beta-galactoside alpha-2,6-sialyltransferase 2 (gene ST6GAL2). Gene Ontology annotation, molecular function: sialyltransferase activity. NCBI's taxonomy places the organism in Eukaryota, Metazoa, Chordata, Aves, Psittaciformes, Psittacidae. The transcript has 6 exons. The record is from RefSeq and is a predicted model, not a curated record. Bases 68 to 1894 code for a protein of 608 amino acids.